Molecule: messenger RNA, 1099 nt
Organism: Eremomyces bilateralis CBS 781.70
Lineage: Eukaryota; Fungi; Ascomycota; Dothideomycetes; Eremomycetales; Eremomycetaceae
Exons: 3
Coding region: 128-940 (270 amino acids)
Source: RefSeq, a predicted model, not a curated record
ACAAGGCGAGCCUGCUUCACGGCAUAAAGGUUUCACUGCUUCCUGCUCCCUCCUUUCAAAGGUCAGCAACCCCCUCGCACCUUUUCAAGGGCCACACGCAUUCAGUGAGAAUUGCGCGAAAGCAGACAUGGCGGUCGCUACAGCCCCUUAUUCCUUCGAUCCGCAACAAUUGCGAAUUCUGUCGCCCGAUAACUUUCGCAAUUAUUCUAGCCCGCCAAUGGGCCAGCAACCCGAGCGUCGGAUGCCAAAAAGCGGAUGCGGAGCUAAUACCACUCCUGACAUCUCUUCUAACGGCCCAUGGACCGAUAUUGAUGACAUUCUGAAGGGCGAAGGCUUGGCCGGGCCAGAGCAUACGCAGGAAUCAUUGUGCGAGGCAUUCAUAGGAAGCUGUACGGAUGCAGCUAUACUCAUCGAAGACAGCGAAUCGGGCACUGAUUCCGAAGAUGAGCUGCCUUCUCUAAACGCAUUGCUUAGUGCGGGCUCCCGACCGGAAACCGGUGGGACGCCGGCCGCCGAUGGAUUCCGUGAUUCGAGCUCGUCACAAGCGAUAGAGAGCGGCGAAAUUCCGCCGUCUGGAAAGAACGGCGAACCCUCUACUGGCGUCGGCAUGUCCCGGAGCAGUAGCGACUUAUCCAACUACUGUACUAUAGACGACGACCUCUCAGUAGCGGACCAUACGCGACUGCUAUUUGAGAGCCUCGUUCAAUCUACCGAAACGGCCGAAUCUGGCAACCAGCAACCUUCAGGUAUGGCCUCGCCGCGCUCUAGAAUAGGCAUGACCCGACUAACAGAGCAAACGGAUGGCAUCGCCGAUGAAAACCACGACCUUGAAAUCAAUCUGUCGUCCCUUGAACAAAGGAAGCGGAACGGUUCCUCCUCCUGCACGACCCAUCCACCGAUCUCGGUGCUGCGCCCGACGCUAGAUCACAACAUCAGAUAGACCGGCAGCCAUUAGAGGAGCAGCGUCCAGCGAAGCGACCGAGACGGUCUCGUUCCGGCGAGGCGCCACCAUCCGUCGCCGCUGUCCACGAUACUGGGCUUGACUGUUCAGGGCGGCGCGAGACUCCACCCAUAUAUCAUCGUGUAGGGAAGGAACGAC